Molecule: messenger RNA, 3214 nt
Organism: Sclerotinia trifoliorum
Lineage: Eukaryota; Fungi; Ascomycota; Leotiomycetes; Helotiales; Sclerotiniaceae
Source: the annotation of a GenBank genome assembly
GUUAGUGUAUUUUGUUUCCCGGAAAAUAGAACGCUUCUUCUUGAGAAUCAUUCCUUUGGUCUUGGAAUCUAAAAUGAUCAAACUAUAUAUAUUAUAAAGGAAAGAUAUUGCGGCUAAUCAAAGGUAUAGUGGUACUUGUUUAAUUCUUAUCUGUAAACUAUAGAUAAUGGAUUAGUUCUAAUCGGGGGUUUUUUUUUCACAAUCAUGAACUAAUCAUUCUUCAAGUUUUCAAAAUCCCAAUACCUUUUUUCGAUUGAGUAUAUUUUCAUCAUAAGGUUCAAGUUAGUCGGCAUACACAUAAUAAUAAUUGCUUAUACUCGCUUAUUUGUUUUAUCUCCUCUGUUUACUUGUUUAUUUAUUCAUCCCUUAUCUAUUCUUCUUAGCCAUCUCUCUUAUUCAUCGUUUUAUCCAUAUCUGCGCUUCCUCUCUUCACGCCUUCAAAGAAUAUCAUCAUCCGUACAAGUGCAUCUUUCUAUAUUUUCCCCUAAAGUCAAAAUGCCGACCGCGGAAGAAUUUCAAGAACAACUUCGCUUGGCUAACGCUCGAUUUGAAAAACGUCUUGAUGAAGAAAAGAAACGGGCUGAUGAGGAAAGAAAACGUGCCGAUGAACAAAGAAAACGUGCCGAUGAACAAAGAAAACGGGCCGAUGAACAAAGAAAACGGGCCGAUGAGCAACAAAAGCGUGCUGAUGAGAAAGAGCAGUUCCAACGCAGAACUACUCUCACCGAGUAUCUUGAUCUGUGCCAUACACAUCUCUUCCAAUCAAUAUCUGUUCAGACAAAUAAAGCCCUGACUACCCAGAAGGGUAUUACAAACCCGAAAGGCAAACUCUGUCCAAACUACCUUCGUCCAUGGGAUGAUUUCCUCCGUAUUCAACAAACCACUCACCAGCGCUUGAAGUUGGCAUACCGAGGCUCUGAUGAGAGGAUCUUUGAAAGCCAUCAUUUCAUAGAGGUACUAGGACAAAGAGUGGCGUUACGCAAAAUUUCGAGUGAAGCAGAUCUUGCCUCUAUUCAAAGAUCGACCAUAGAAGAGCCUGUUACCGCUAUCAUCCAGCAUUUGCAAUCCAUUGACUCUAUACGGAACGAGUUUAAUGUUAACUCUGGGAUUCUAUUCGACAAUCACUCUAACGUAUUGAGUGACACAGGCGACGAAGUUGCUCAGCGAAUUCAGAGUUCACCACCCUCUACGCCUCAUCGUUCGAUACCUCCUCUUAGUGGUCUACGAGCUGACCAGAUAUGCGUAUAUACACACGAAAACGGUGAUUCUACACUUCGAAAACUCGCAUUUGUGGUGGAAUACAAAGCUCCUCAUAAGCUCGUCCUUGCCAGUCUUCGUUGUGGCCUCCGGGAGAUGGAUGUCAAAGCUGUCAGAAAUGCUUCUUCCAUUCCCAGUCCCAAAAUCACGGACGAGAAUAAACAGGAGAUAGACAAUCCCGCGCUUUUUCAAUAUUAUGCUGAUCGAUUAGUGGCGUCUGUCAUGGCACAAACAUUCUCAUAUAUGAUUCAAGGUGGAGUACAAUAUGGUUACAUUACAACAGGCGAAGCUUUUGUUUUCCUUCAUAUUCCACCCGAAGAUCCAGGGACACUAUACUAUCAUUUGAUCGAGCCUGAAAAUGAUUUGAAGUUAGAAAGGGACGCAGGGCAAGAGUCCAUCAAUCGUACUGCAGUAAGCCAGGUCUUGGCAUUUAGUUUCUUAGCAAUGGAGCCGGAGCCAACGAGCCAAACGUGGCGUGAGGAUGCUAUAAAUAUACUCGAUACUUGGGAGGUGGACUAUGAAGCUAUUCUUCGUGAAAUACCUGGAACCGUACGAAAGGAUCCGCCACAAUCGGCGUAUCGUGGGAAAGCGUAUCCUCCGGUUGACCAAUUCAAAAUGGUCCUACGCAAAAAAAAGCUCAGUCAGAGCACAUGCAAAACACCUCCGACCGCCCCCAACAAGAUCGAUUCAGGCCUAUCUGAUGACAGUGACCACGGUGAUCACGGUGAUCACGGUGAUCACGGUGAUCACGGUGAUCACGGAUAUCACGGAUAUCAUGAUACGCCUACUCGUCGCAAAUCGCAACCCGCCAAAAACAAACGUCCGUCGCAGAAUCGAGGAAAUCGUUGUAAAAACGCAAAUGUUCCUCAGGACGGUGCUCAGAAACGACCUUUUUGUACCCAAAGGUGCCUUAAGGGUCUUGCAGAAGGGGGUGUUUUAGAUAUGUUCUGUCCUAAUGUAUCAGACCAUCUUGUGAAGGGACUAAGUAGCAAUCAACAUCAACUUGAUAGGCAAAGCUUCCUCACCCUUCUACAUCAACAGCUUAAACGCAAUCGAGAUGAUGACUGCUAUCCCUUGGGAGUACAGGGUGCUCGCGGUGCUUUGUUCAAAAUAACACUGACUUCACACGGCUAUACUGUGGCAGCAAAGGGAACAGUGGCAGCUUUCGUAAAAGACCUUGAGCACGAGCGCCAGAUUUAUCGGCAUUUAUGGACAAUGCAAGGCGUUCUGGUACCAGUCUGCUUAGGAAGCAUAGACCUUGCUCAUCCGUACUAUUACGAUAUCGGAGUGCAAAUAGUCCAUAUGAUGAUUCUCUCGUGGGCUGGAGAAAGACUGGACGGGAAUAUGGCUCUGAAAUAUGUGGAUCAGAAGAGGUUAGAUACCGUGGUGAGGCAAUCGAUUGAAGAACUCCAUCAUGCUGGGAUAUUACAUGGUGAUCUACGAAUACCAAAUGUAUUGUGGAAUACAGAAAUUGAUGGGAUUAUGUUGAUUGACUUCGAGCGAUCAAAAUUCAUAAAAGAUUUUGGACGAGCCCUCGCACAAAUUUCUCCAAACCGGGAGAAGAAGCGGCAUGUCUCGGUCGAGCAAGUCUCGGGUAAAAAGGUCAAAAAGAGUUCGUCAAACUCGAAAACCCAGGUCGAAAUCAUGUUCAUGAAUGAAAUGUCAUCUGCACAAGGAGAGGUUGCUAGCUUUCUAAACCAAGUGAUUGUCAAGGAUGGGUGAGUGUUGGCACAAGUGGAAAUGGUAAUAAUUGGCGAUGGACUGCUGUGUUUUUUCUAUUCUCUUAAUAAUCCAAUAUAUUAUACUCCGUAACGAAUGCACGAUGGGAAAUAGCUGGUAUAACGAGGUUUUGGGCAGAAGGCAAUUGUUUUAUUCUUGUUAUUGAUAAGUCUAUGGUUCAACGGGGCGCUCUCUCACUACUAGCUUUUGAAGUAAUAUAAAUUAUAUCAUUCGGUCC